Molecule: messenger RNA, 1559 nt
Organism: Salvia miltiorrhiza (redroot sage)
Lineage: Eukaryota; Viridiplantae; Streptophyta; Magnoliopsida; Lamiales; Lamiaceae
Product: protein XAP5 CIRCADIAN TIMEKEEPER
Exons: 12
Coding region: 230-1237 (335 amino acids)
Biological process (GO): chromatin organization
Cellular component (GO): nucleus
Source: RefSeq, a predicted model, not a curated record
AUAAAUAUGGUGACUUGAAUGUAGCAAAAUUAAAGGAAUUUCACUCCAAAAAUAAACAGGGGCUUUCAUCUCCAUAGUAGUCGCUCUUCCUCGUCUACGAUUUAUCUGUCGGAGCCCUAAAUCCUAGUAUCCCCAAAUUCAACAAGAAUUCCCUCUUCCGCAACUCUGCGUCGGAUCCUUCGAUAAAUUCAAACCCUAAUUUGCCGCUACAUUCAUACUCGUAUUCAGCAUGGCGGGUAUGGGCGACGGCUACGUAGGCACGGCGCAGGACGCCGUCAGGAUCAGGCGGCUGGAGAAGCAGAGAGAGGCGGAGCGCCGCAAAAUCCAAGAGCUUAAGAACAAAACCGCCGCUUCUGAAGGCCAGCCUGGCCUCCUCCAAUUCGGCUCCAGUACCUCCGAGGUAUUGGAGACUGCAUUCAAGAAGGAAACUGUUGGUCUGGUCACCAGGGAGCAAUAUGUUGAGAAGAGAGUAAAUAUCAAGAAUAAAUUUGAAGAGGAAGAGAAGGAGAAGCUCCUAAAGUUGCAGCAAGAGGAGGAGGAGCUUCAGUUACAGAAAUUGAAGAAGCGGAAAAUAAAGGCAGACCCAAGACUGUCCUUUGCUGAUGAAUUUGAGAAUGACAAUGAGGAGGAAGAAGAGGAAAACCAAAAUGAUGAUAUCCGCCAGAGGUUUGGGAAAUAUGGAAAAGAUCCUACAGUAGAAACCAGUUUUUUGCCUGAUAGUGAGAGAGAGGCGGAGGAACAAGCUGAGCGUGAACGGUUACGAAAACAGUGGCUUCUUGAGCAGGAACAAAUCAAAAAUGAGCCUCUUCAAAUCACUUACAGCUACUGGGAUGGUACUGGCCAUCGACGGGUGAUCCAGGUACGGAAAGGUGACGCCAUUGGGGAAUUUCUUCGUGCUGUCCAGCAGCAGCUUGCUCCUGAAUUUCGAGAGGUUCGAACAACUUCAGUGGAGAAUCUGCUCUAUGUUAAAGAAGAUCUCAUUAUUCCACACCAACACAGUUUCUAUGAGCUGAUUGUAAACAAGGCCAGAGGGAAAAGUGGACCGCUUUUCCACUUCGAUGUACAUGAGGAUGUUCGAACCACUGCUGAUGCAACAAUCGAGAAAGAUGAGUCACAUGCUGGUAAAGUUGUGGAGAGGCACUGGUAUGAGAAGAAUAAACACAUAUUUCCAGCUUCAAGAUGGGAGAUAUAUGACCCGACAAAGAAAUGGGAGCGAUACACAAUACACGGGGAUUGAUUCAGACAACAUGCAAUUCCUUUCAAGUUUCUCGUAUAUUGCUUAAAUUCUGCCAUCUAUUAUACUGUGGAGUAACUCAACUGGAAUUAGUACUGAAAUUGUGUCUUGUUUUGCCUAGAGCGAGAGAGGCUUCUGAAUAUUGCUUUCUCUCUCAUCUGAUGAUGUUGGCGUACCAGAUUUGCUUGUAUCACUCUUAUUUUGAGGGUGACAAUAUGGUAGUAAUACGUUAUGUGGUGAAUUUCUUUUAUUGGGAGAUUAAAAUACAUUUUGAAUUGUAACCAUGGAUUGAAAUUUUACAAGGUUUAAGUCGAGUAUUUAUUCA